Molecule: messenger RNA, 555 nt
Organism: Prorocentrum cordatum
Lineage: Eukaryota; Dinophyceae; Prorocentrales; Prorocentraceae
Source: the annotation of a GenBank genome assembly
CGGACGCCAUCGCCUCGCCAUCAAGCACGUCGCCAUCAGUUGGCCCAAGGCUGAGGCCAGGCGGUGGUGCGCGGUGGUGCUCUCUGUCUCAUGGCUUGCCGGCUGGAAUGCGCUGGCGGCGUUCGUGACAAUGCGAGAUUUGCUGUCUCAGACCCCACUGUACGCUGAGAUGCGAGACAGAUCCAGCCCAUGGAAUCGAGGACGGCUGCCCGUCCAGCAGCGAGUCGAGCUCCGAGGUCUCGGGGGACCCCACGUGCGGGUGCGACGCGUGGACGUCGCCACCGCCGAUGGACGCCGGGACCUACGAGGAGACAUUCUGGCCUGGACGGGACACGGCAGAGAAAGUCCCAAAGACGAGAAAGAGUUCACGGCGCAGGAGUUGAUGCUUCGUCUGGACAUGGCCCACAAUAAAGCUGUUUGGGUGGGGAACUUCAGAGAGAAGAUUUAUGGUAUUUCAUGAUCAACAUGAACCCGAUUCUGGCAAUCUGCUACUCUCACCCGCUGCACCCAAUAAGCCGACGGGAGCGGCUGCUGGUGUAUUGUUUCUCUCUGGUG